UCAUGUCAUUAUAGUUUUGCUGUAUGGCCUAACCUUGUCGAUCUGCUCUGAAACAAAUUCCCCUGCCUUUUCCCUGUCCCAUUCAUUUCCAUGGCGUCCUCUUCAAAUGUUAGCGAAAAUCAGAGUGCGUCUCAAAAUGCUUUUCAGGAAAUUGGAUUUACGUCUGGAUCUUACCCAGCAAUGACAAAUAGAGUUCCCUGUGAUGUAUUUAUUAAUCAUCGUGGACCUGAUGUUAAACACAAACUUGCAAGCAACAUCUACUAUGCUCUUGAUGCCAUUGGAUUACGCCCUUUUCUUGAUGUAGAAGUGCUUGAACCAGGCGUUGUCAUACCAUCAGCAAUACAAGAGGCUAUGAGUAGUGCUUCUCUUCAUAUUGCUAUUUUGUCCCACAACUAUGCCCAGUCAUCCUGGUGUUUGGACGAGCUAACAUUUAUGCUCAGAACGGGCACCAAAAUCAUUCCUAUUUUCUAUCAUGUGGAGCCUUCCGAUGCUCGAUGGGUUAUUCAAGGCAAAGGAAUCUAUGCAGAUGCAUUUUCUGAGCAUGAAACGAAGGGAAGAUUUGGUUCUGAGAAGAUUGAGGAAUGGAAAACGGCGCUUCAUGACAUUUCGUUUCUCUCCGGCCAUGUUGUUAAUGAUGACAUUGCUGAAGGGAGGCUGCUGAAAAGUAUUUGCAACGAGGCACUGCAGACCAGGGAUGGAUUUCCAGUGAAAAUAGCCAGAUUUCUAAUCAGAACGGAUGAACACAUGUCUCGUCUGCUGGCUGACACAGAUGAAGAAUCUGAAAAUUCUGAGCAGGACGUUGAAGAGUCUGCGAGUGAAUGCUCAGAUGAAAUUAUUUCAUCAAUGGUUGAAAAAGUUGAAGGCUCUGUAAGUAAGUGCUUAAACAGGGUUGAAGUGUCUGUGAAUGUGUGCUUGGAUAGGGUUGAAGGUUCCGUAACUAAAUGCGUAGAUAGGGUUGAAGGGUCUGUGAAUGAGUACUUAGAUAAGGUUGAACAAUCUGGAGAUGAGCCCAUCGAUGAACUGAUUGAAAGGGGUUUGAAGAGGGCAUUCAGAUGGUUCACCGAAGAUUAGUCUCGGCCACUUAUUAACAAGGGCUGUAUUGCAGUGUAGUUCUUAUAAAAAUUGGGGGCUGAGUUUAUGGAUGAAUUUAUCCAAGGGAGAGGGGGUUUGAAGAGGGCAUUCAGAUGGUUCAUUGAAAAUUAGUCUCGGCCACUUACUAACAAGGGCUGCAUUGCAGUGUAGUUUCCUGCCAAAUAAUUUUGGUGUUGCUUGAUCUUGUAUUGCAGUUUAGUAAAUUAUUUAAGGGCUUGAUCAUUAAAUGUGUGAAUGUACGGAAUAGCUAGGCUAUGUAAUAACUGCAUCAUUCAAAGGUCAAAUACAUGAACUGUAAAGGCUCAAAUUUCCAAAUGUUAUAGAGCUUUCCACUAAAAUUUAUUUUACCUUGA
Cryptomeria japonica (Japanese cedar) is the source of this 1445-nucleotide messenger RNA. Its product is annotated as TMV resistance protein N. Bases 91 to 1071 code for a protein of 326 amino acids. Lineage: Eukaryota; Viridiplantae; Streptophyta; Pinopsida; Cupressales; Cupressaceae. The record is from RefSeq and is a predicted model, not a curated record. The transcript has 2 exons. Gene Ontology annotation, biological process: signal transduction.